AUGACGGCCAGGCUACUUGGAAAGCACGAGAAGCAAUCUCUGGACCACACAGUGCUUGAUUGGCUCAAGGAAGAUGGAACUCUGGGAGCCACAGUUCUGAAAAACAAGCUCAAGGAAACUUACAAAGUUGAUGUGACCUACAGAAAAGUUUAUCUAGGUAAACAACUUGCUAUGGACAAAAUUUAUGGUCCUUGGAAUAAAAGUUUUGACAAUCUUUAUAGAUUUAAGGCUCAGAUAGAGGAAAGCAGUCCAGGAUCCUUUGUUGUGAUUGAUCACCACACCAUUGACAACAAGAUAAGGUUCAGGGGGCAGUUGUGCAUAGCUUAUGCAGUUGAUGGCCAUAACUGGAUGUACCCAGUAGCUGUCGGUGUUAUUGACUUUGAAACAAAUGAGAAUUGGGUGUGGUUCAUGCAAAGGUUGAAGGAAGCUCUAGGCAGCCCGGUUGGCCUUACAUUCAGCACUGAUUGUGGGCAGGCAGUGAUGAAUGGAGUUAGUGAGGAAAACCAUAAGAAAUUAUGGACCAGGAGCCAAUUCUCCACAUUGUCAAAGGUGGAUUAUAUUACAAAUAACUUGGCUGAGUCCUUCAACAAUUGGGUAAAGGAUCAUAAGAGCAAGAACCUGGAUGACCUGAUGGAUACCAUUAGACAGUGGAUCUUGAUUAAAUUGAAUCAAAGGAAACGAAUUGUCCAGCAGUUUCAAGGCAAGAUUCUGCCUCAUAUAGUUCAAAAGUUGAGGGAAGACAGCUAUAACCUUGACAUUGAAGUUAUCACAAGCUCACCUGAUGGUAUUGGAGAACUUUGUGCUAAGGAGCGUUCUGCCAGCAGCUAUAGGUUUGUAGUCAACUUAAUUGAGAGGACUUGCACCUGCAGGGCUUGGCAAGGGUCAGGAAUACCCUGCAAACAUGCUAUUGUAUACAUCACAUCAAUUCCUGGUGCUAUCUUAGACGACUAUGUGCAUGAGUACUACUCAAUUGACAAAUUCAAAGCUGCAUAUCAAGGUUCUGUCCCUAGUAUUCCUAACAAGUCCUGCUGGCCCAAAGCCACAUAUGGUUUCUUCAUGCAUCCUCCAUUGCUCAAGUCAACUGCAGGAAGGCACAAGAACAGGAUGAAAUUAGCUAUGGAGGGAGGUAGUGGAGGUAGUGGUAGCAAAGGGACUGGCAAGAGGAGACAUAAGUGCCCAAUAUGCAAAGAGUUAGGGCACCACUGGUACAAAUGUAACAAUGAGAAUCCAGAAGAUAUAGCUGCAAUGAAGCAUGAGAGGUAA
Panicum virgatum (switchgrass) is the source of this 1263-nucleotide messenger RNA. RefSeq lists its product as uncharacterized. Lineage: Eukaryota; Viridiplantae; Streptophyta; Magnoliopsida; Poales; Poaceae. The transcript has 5 exons. The record is from RefSeq and is a predicted model, not a curated record. Gene Ontology annotation, molecular function: zinc ion binding. The coding region runs from base 1 to 1263 and encodes 420 amino acids.